Molecule: messenger RNA, 2575 nt
Organism: Lynx canadensis (Canada lynx)
Lineage: Eukaryota; Metazoa; Chordata; Mammalia; Carnivora; Felidae
Gene: ESRRA
Product: estrogen related receptor alpha
Exons: 7
Coding region: 507-1775 (422 amino acids)
Biological process (GO): regulation of DNA-templated transcription
Cellular component (GO): nucleus
Molecular function (GO): sequence-specific DNA binding; steroid binding; zinc ion binding
Source: RefSeq, a predicted model, not a curated record
GGGGGUGGGGUGGGGUGUAAGGAGGUGGAGCCGCGUCCGCCGGUGGGCCUGGGAUUGGCAUGCUUGGGCAGGAGGGGCGGUGUGUCAGGUGUGGAAAGGCUCUGAGUGUGUUCCCACAAGUCUAUGCCAGUGUGUGUCAGUGUGGGGGGCAUGGUGAGUGGGAGUGAGUUUGUGUGUGGGGGGUGAUUGUGAGCCUUGAGUGUGACUUUGUUUAUGGGGUGUGAACUUUGGGGGGAGUGUGUGAAGAUUAAUGGGAGCACGAGUGAGAGGUGGGGUUUGGGGAAGGCCAUGGGUGAGGCAUGGGAAGUGCCCCGCAGAGAGUGAGCGUGUGUGAGCAUGUGAAGACACCUAGAACCCAGGUGAGUGGGAGUGUGUGAACCCACACUUGUGAGCACAUCAACUGCCCUUGUGUGCCUGGUUUGCGCUUCUGAAUGGAGGACACCCAGGUGAGGGGGAGAUCAUCGAGGUCCCCAACAUCUGGUGAAAAUUGAGAGGUGACCAGCGCCAUGUCCAGCCAGGUGGUGGGCAUUGAGCCUCUCUACAUCAAGGCAGAGCCAGCCAGCCCCGACAGCCCAAAGGGUUCCUCGGAGACUGAAACCGAGCCCCCAGUGGCCCUGGCCCCUGGCCCAGCUCCCACCCGCUGCCUCCCGGGCCACAAGGAAGAGGAGGAUGGGGAGGGGGCUGGGCCUGGCGAGCAGGGUGGUGGGAAGCUGGUGCUCAGCUCCCUGCCCAAACGCCUCUGCCUGGUCUGUGGGGAUGUGGCCUCCGGCUACCACUAUGGCGUGGCGUCCUGUGAGGCCUGCAAAGCCUUCUUCAAGAGGACCAUCCAGGGGAGCAUCGAGUACAGCUGUCCGGCCUCCAACGAGUGCGAGAUCACCAAGCGGAGACGCAAGGCUUGCCAGGCCUGUCGCUUCACCAAGUGCCUGCGGGUGGGCAUGCUCAAGGAGGGAGUGCGUCUGGACCGUGUGCGGGGAGGGCGGCAGAAAUACAAGCGGCGGCCAGAGGUGGACCCACUGCCCUUCCCGGGCUCCUUCCCUGCGGGACCCCUGGCGGGAGCUGGAGGCCCUCGGAAAACCGCCCCGGUAAAUGCACUGGUGUCCCAUCUGCUGGUGGUUGAGCCUGAGAAGCUGUAUGCCAUGCCUGACCCAGCGGGCCCUGACGGACACCUCCCGGCCGUGGCUACCCUCUGUGACCUCUUUGACCGAGAGAUCGUGGUCACCAUCAGCUGGGCCAAGAGCAUCCCAGGCUUCUCGUCACUGUCCCUGUCUGACCAGAUGUCAGUGCUGCAGAGCGUAUGGAUGGAGGUCUUGGUGUUGGGCGUGGCCCAGCGCUCGCUGCCACUGCAGGAUGAGCUGGCCUUCGCCGAGGACCUGGUCCUGGAUGAAGAGGGAGCGCGAGCAGCGGGCUUGGGGGAACUAGGGGCUGCCCUGCUGCAGCUGGUGAGGCGACUACAGGCCCUGAGGCUGGAGCGUGAGGAGUAUGUCCUGCUGAAAGCCCUGGCCCUUGCCAAUUCAGACUCUGUGCACAUCGAGGAUGCCGAGGCCGUGGAGCAGCUGCGAGAAGCUCUACACGAGGCCCUGCUGGAGUACGAAGCAGGCCGGGCGGGCCCCGGAGGGGGCGCCGAGCGGCGGCGGGCAGGCAGGCUGCUGCUCACGUUGCCACUCCUUCGCCAGACAGCGGGCAAAGUGCUGGCCCAUUUCUAUGGGGUGAAGCUGGAGGGCAAGGUGCCCAUGCACAAGCUCUUCUUGGAGAUGCUCGAGGCCAUGAUGGACUGAGGCAAGGGGUGGGCACGGGUGGGGGUGCUGGCAGGACCCGCCCAGUAUGGGGUCAGCCCCAAGGGGGCAGAGCUGGGGUCUGGGCAGAGCCACAGCCUGCUGGCAGGGCCAGGGCAAUACCAUCAGCCCCUGGGAGCAGGCCCUGCGCCCUCCCCUCCCCCCUCCCAGGGGGUCUUAGAAGCUGGGAACGUGUGUGUCCAGGCUCUGGGCACAGUGCUGUCCCUCGCAAGCCAUAACGUGCCCCCGGGGUGUUAAGGGGGCCUUGCGGAAGCCAUAGGGGGCUGCAGGGGACGUUUGUGGGGGGGAGCGGAAGCCUGAUCUCAGGGAGGGAAGGGAGUGGAGGCCACAGUCUCCCAGUGGGUGAUGCUUUUGCUGCUGCUUAAUCCAGCCCUCUCUCCAGAGCAGAGGGGUUUUUGGAGAGCAAAGGCCCCUGCCCCCUUCGCUCCUCUCCUCGUCAUUUGCAUUGGGCAUUACUGCCCCCCCCUUGAAGCAAUAACUCCAAGCAGGCUCCAGCCCCUGGACCCCUGGGGUGGCCAGGGUCCCCCUCCCCCCCCCCCAUCAGCUCCCACCCGGCCUCCUCAGGGGGUAGGGGGAGCACUGCCUCUAUGCCCUGCAGAGCAAUAACACUAUAUUUAUUUUUGGGUUUGGCCAGGGAGGUGCAGGGACAUAGGGCAAGCCAGGGCCCAGAGCCCUUGGCUGUACAGAGACUCUAUUUUAAUGUAUAUUUGCUGCAAAGAGAAACCGCUUUUGGUUUUGAACCUUUAAUGAGAAAAAAAAAAAAUAUAUCGAGCUCAAGAACA